Molecule: messenger RNA, 921 nt
Organism: Rosa chinensis
Lineage: Eukaryota; Viridiplantae; Streptophyta; Magnoliopsida; Rosales; Rosaceae
Product: probable ubiquitin-conjugating enzyme E2 25
Exons: 1
Coding region: 1-921 (306 amino acids)
Molecular function (GO): ubiquitin conjugating enzyme activity
Source: RefSeq, a predicted model, not a curated record
AUGGUACCUGACGAGAAUAUCCCAGAACCAGAACCAAAGUUGUCCGGAGAGAUCGAAGAAAUACAAUCUGAGGUUGAGAGAAAGUUCCAAGAGUUCAAGAACUUUGACAUACUAGGUUAUUACCCUAAUGAUCAUCACUUUGUUUACAGGAGAGGAAAACCACGUAUUGAAAGUGAAUGGGAAUUUAUCCGUGUUAGACUACCACCGGAACCCAAACUUUCUGGUUCGAUUUUUGUUAGGGUUUAUGACCAGAGGAUUGAUCUUAUGAGUGUUAUGAUAGUUGGUCGGGAAAGUCCUUAUCACCAAGGCUUGUUUUUCUUUGACAUAUUCUUUCCCAGCAAUUAUCUCAAACUGCCUCAGCAGGAAACCGAGGAUGUUCCCCCACUCUUUUACCAUUCUUUUGACUUUGAUUUGAACCCGAACUUGCGUAAAAACGGCACCGUUUCGCUCGACAAAACACUAAAGUGCAAGCACACAUUGGAGUUACUCUCUUCACUUAAAGAUCUGGUUGUGAAUGACAAGUCCUACAUUGAUGCCGAAAAGGGCAUGAAAUCAAACAGAGAGGUUUUCAUGCAAACUUUUGAGUCCAUGCUUAAGAUGCUCAAGCGCCCACCUAGGCCGUUUAAAGAUUUUGUGCUGGGGUAUUUUCGAACAAGAGCUCAUGAUAUUCUUCUCAACUAUAAAGCUUGUGCUGAUCUUGAAGAUAAUGCAAUGAACUCGUUAUUCUUCAAGCUGGUGAGGGCAUUUGAAGCUAACGGAACUUAUUGCCAGCAUCAUUAUAAUCAGAAGAAGUACGAUCGGGCAUUGAAAGAAGAAAAGGAGCUCUUAAACCAGAGCCGGGAGAAGUAUGGAUAUGAAAAUUUUUUGUACUCACCACCAAAGAUGAACAAAGCGAAGGAUUGGCUUUAUUUUGGUGUUUGA